This is a messenger RNA of Arabidopsis thaliana (thale cress), 2264 nucleotides long. Its product is annotated as Galactose oxidase/kelch repeat superfamily protein. The transcript has a single exon. Gene Ontology annotation, cellular component: nucleus. NCBI's taxonomy places the organism in Eukaryota, Viridiplantae, Streptophyta, Magnoliopsida, Brassicales, Brassicaceae. The record is from RefSeq and is marked reviewed. Bases 633 to 1958 code for a protein of 441 amino acids.
AAUUAAUUAAGUUUCCAAAAGCUUUAACCCAAGUAAAAAAAAGAAGAAGAAUAAAACAGAGGAAAGAGAGAGAGAGAAGUUGAAUUCGACAUCCAAAGAGUUUAACUUUCAGACCUGAGGAAACUCAUUACGCUUCACUUCCGAUUCGCAGAGAGUUUCCAACAGACCACAAUUGAAUAAAUAUUCUUAAUCUUCUUUUUUUUUGUUCUUUCUCUUUCGUUAAUCCAAAUCCGUAAGUACUUUCUUCUUCUUAUUAUUAUUAUUAUUAUUAUUAUAUAAUCUCUUCCUUGUUAAAGAUUCUCCAUUGUUCUCUCCUUCUUCUUCUCCGCUAAAGGAAUCAUAUUCAGAUCAGUGAUUCGUUUUUCUGGGUUUUCUUUUUUUGUUUUCCGAGUCAAAUUUGGAAUCUAAAGAUCUGACUUUUGAAGCUACCAAAUUUGUUUUGGCGAUUGAUGUUUCAAUAAAGAGACAAAUUUUUGUUUUUCCUUCUGAAUCCAUUUUUAUCAAUCGAGAUUUGGAUCAUCUAAUCGUCUUUUGAUUUCUCAGAAUCUCUCUCUCUCUUUUAGCCAUUUUGCAUUUCGUGUUUGGUCUCGUCUCGAUCUGAUUUCUCUAACAUCGGAAUCUGUACGGAGAAGAUGGUGGAAGAUCGGACAUAUUUGAUGUCAAGGAUUUUCUCAAGUUCUCGUCUUUCAGAAUCAAAGUGGCCAUACAUGUAUCCACAACCAGAAGAUUCCUCUGAAUCUAAUCUCAUCAAUGGCAAAAGAGCAUUGGAGAAUGAUGUUGAUGAGCUCAGACAGAGCAAGUCUCCCAGAUUGAUGGGAUUUUCAAUUCAUGGGAAUGAAGCCAUUGAAGAAGAUGAACAAGAACAAGACCAAUCUGAUUCUAACAACAAUGGUAAUAGCGAUGGCGAUUCACUUAUCAAUGAUAUUGGCAGAGACAAUUCUAUAAGCUGUUUGAUUCGUUGCUCGAGGUCUGGUUACGGUUCGAUUGCUUCUUUAAACCGGAGUUUUCGGUCUUUGGUGAAGACCGGAGAGAUUUAUAGACUCAGGAGGCAAAACCAGAUUGUUGAACAUUGGGUUUACUUCUCUUGUCAGCUUUUGGAAUGGGUUGCUUUCAAUCCUUUUGAAAGAAGAUGGAUGAAUUUGCCUACAAUGCCUUCAGGUGUUACAUUCAUGUGUGCCGAUAAAGAAUCUUUAGCUGUUGGUACGGAUUUGCUUGUGUUAGGCAAAGAUGAUUACUCUUCUCAUGUUAUAUAUAGAUAUAGUCUUUUGACUAACUCUUGGUCUUCCGGUAUGAGGAUGAAUUCUCCGAGGUGUUUGUUUGGCUCAGCGAGUCUAGGAGAGAUUGCGAUCUUUGCUGGUGGUUUUGAUUCUUUUGGCAAAAUCAGUGAUUCCGCUGAGAUGUAUAACUCCGAGCUUCAGACUUGGACUACACUUCCGAAGAUGAAUAAACCAAGGAAGAUGUGUUCAGGUGUUUUCAUGGAUGGGAAGUUCUAUGUGAUUGGAGGAAUUGGUGGAAAUGAUUCGAAAGUGCUUACUUGUGGUGAGGAGUUUGAUUUAGAGACGAAGAAAUGGACUGAGAUACCGGAAAUGUCGCCUCCAAGGAGCCGGGAAAUGCCGGCAGCAGCAGAGGCGCCGCCUCUUGUUGCGGUUGUGAAUAACGAAUUGUAUGCUGCUGAUCAUGCUGAUAUGGAAGUGAGGAAGUAUGAUAAGGAGAGUAAGAAAUGGUUUACUUUAGGGAGAUUGCCCGAAAGAGCUGACUCGGUUAACGGUUGGGGAUUAGCGUUUAGAGCUUGCGGUGAGAGGUUGAUUGUGAUUGGUGGUCCUAGGAGUUCAGGUGGAGGGUACAUUGAACUGAAUUCAUGGAUACCAUCUAGUGAUCGAAGUCCGCCUCUAUGGACAUUGCUCGGUAGGAAACAUUCAUCGAAUUUUGUUUACAAUUGCGCGGUGAUGGGUUGCUGAUAAAAGGGUUUCAACAAUAACUUUCAGAUGAUUUUUAUGAUUCUCCUGCCGUUGGAGAUGUCGAAAGUUGCAGUCUUUUUUUUCUUAUUAAUUUUGGUUAUAAAAGAAAUUUAUUUGAAUUCAAUUGGAUACAAUCAUCUUGGUGGUAUUGUUAGUUUCUUGGAAAGAACAGAAACAGGUCUUGUAAUAAGUUUGGUGGAGAAAGUUCAGAAUCUAGAGUUUUUCAGUUCUGCUAUACUAUUUGUUAAAAUUUUUGUUUAUAUUCGUUUCAUUCAUUUUUUCGCAAAGAGACUAUAUUAUGUGUUU